UGUGUGUUCGUGUCCUCUGCUCAUGUGUUGUUCUUCUCUGUCUGAAGCGUGUGCGCUGGAGUUUUGAUGACGCGCAGCUAGUGAAGGACAGGAACUCGAUGCUGCACCUGACCAGCAUCGGCUCUGAUGAUGAUGAAGACACAGAGGGUCUGAGCGCCGCUGAUAAGAGCGCAGAGCACCGGCGCGUGCACAUGACCUGGACCAAAGACAAGGCCCUGCAGCUGCGCAGCAACACUCACACACACACCCAAUCCUGCUGCAGCACGCCCGAGGGAUUCAGGGACAUGCUGAACAUACGGCCAGAUCAUUCCAACGUGCGACGGAUGCACACGGCAGUCAAGCUCAAUGAAGUGAUCGUCAAUAAAUCCCAUGAUGCUCGGCUGGUGCUCCUCAACAUGCCCGGACCACCCAAAAACCCGGACGGAGACGAGAACUAUAUGGAGUUCCUGGAGGUGUUGACUGAAGGUCUGGAGCGAGUGCUGCUGGUCAGAGGAGGAGGAAGUGAGGUCAUCACCAUCUACUCGUGAUGUCACCGAGUGUGGUCCGAGGAGGAGGAAGUGAGGUGUGAGGUCAUCAUGAUGUCACAGGGUCUAUAAGGGAAUCGUGGCCAAUUCAACAUGUUCAGUUUAUGAUCAUCGACUGCACUGCAAUCCUUUAGUUUAGUUUACGCCGCACACACACACACACACACACACACACACACCAGAUGCAGUGUUUCAUUCAGAGCGUGUGUGUUUGUGUCAUCAUUGUAAAUGUGCAUGAGGAGAGACACACACACACACACACACACACACAGACACAUGCAUACGGGACACAGAAUGACUCAGGGCUACAGAGACUUGAUCAGCAGACACUUCAGAUGUGUGUGUGUGUCUCAGUGAGUGUGCGAGUUUGUCUGUGUGUUUGUGUGUGUCUUAUUGAGUGUGUGUUUCUGUGCUUCUUUCAGUGUGUGUGUAUGUAUGUGUGUGCAUUUAUCUGGAUGUGUGUGUAUGAGGAUAUGUGUGCGAGUUUGUUUUUUUGAGUGUGUGUUGCGUGUACAAUUGUGUGAAAGACUUUGUGUGCGCGCAUUUAUCUGCAUGUGUGUGUGUUGUGUUUGAGUGAGUGUGUGUGUAUGUGUGCAAUAGAGAAAGAUUGUGUGUGAGAGUGUGUGUAUGAGUGUGUGUGAAAGA
This is a messenger RNA of Danio rerio (zebrafish), 1169 nucleotides long. The record is from RefSeq and is a predicted model, not a curated record. NCBI's taxonomy places the organism in Eukaryota, Metazoa, Chordata, Actinopteri, Cypriniformes, Danionidae.